CAAACAGGAAGCUAACCGGACCGAAACUCGUCUCACCAACAUGAAAUCAGGACAGACUGGAAACAUUCUUUAACAGAAAGCGGACUGCUGCUCCAGUUGUAUCAACAGAGAGACAUUGACCGUCUAUUAGUCGUGAUCUCCGUCUUUAACCGCUUUUUGAACCACCUGUUAUAUAUUUUUUUAAGUUUAGCUCACAGGGUUAGCUGUCUUGCUAACGUUCAACCUUACUCAGUUGUUAUUGUCAAGAUAGAGGAAUUCGAGUCUGUUUUUGUUUUUGUUAGUUUUUAAAAGAUUUUACCAUGGGGUCUAGAGCGUCCACGUUAUUGAGAGAAGAAGAAAUUGAAGAGAUCAAAAAGGAAACUGGCUUCUCGCAUAGCCAAAUCACCCGUCUGUACAGCCGUUUCACCAGCCUGGAUAAAGGUGAAAACGGGACUCUCAGUCGAGAAGAUUUCCAGAGGAUCCCUGAGUUGGCCAUAAAUCCUCUUGGAGACCGAAUCAUCAAUGCUUUUUUCCCUGAAGGAGAGGAUCAGGUCAACUUUAAGGGCUUCAUGCGCACCUUGGCUCACUUCAGACCUAUUGAGGACAACGAGAAGAACAAGAACCUGCCGGCCUCCGAGCCUCUCAACAGCAGGACAAACAAGCUGCUCUUUGCUUUCCGUCUUUAUGACCUGGACAGAGAUAACAAAAUCUCCCGGGAUGAGCUGCUGCAGGUCCUUCGGAUGAUGGUCGGUGUAAACAUUUCAGAUGAGCAGCUUGGCAGCAUUGCUGAUAGAACCAUCCAGGAGGCAGACACCAAUGGGGAUAGCUGUAUUUCCUUUCAGGAAUUCAUGAAGGUCUUGGAAAAGGUGGACGUGGAACAGAAAAUGAGCAUCCGGUUUCUGCAUUAAGUCCCUCCUCUUUCCCACCUCACACACAGAGUAGAGCUUGGACUAGUUUGUUGGUGUCACGUCACAACCUCCUCUAGCUUUUCAACAUUAAAGUACACACCGUUAGAACAAGCAGUUGGUAGCCGUCUUUGAUCCCCAGUUUUCUGCCUUUGCACUGCGCCGUAAACAAAGGGAAAAGUUGUGUGCCUUGGGUUGUUUUAUGCAAUGUGACAAAGUACGCCUUCCUAGUUAUGCAGCAUUAUUUAUUAGAGAAGUAUGAGAGGGUCGUAGUAACAUUUAGUACUACAGAGCUGUUUGCUAUUGCUCUAAGUCUAAUCAAAAUGUGUUCAUACUAAUACAAAUGUAUUUCAAUCUUGCUUCUUUGUAGACAUAAUAUGCUCAAAGUGAUAAAUGUUCAAUUCCUGUUCAUGAGCCUCAGUGUUUUCAGUGCUAACAGGAUCGAAUGACUCCGUUCCACCCUGUGAAUAAGCAGCCAGCUGUAAUUUAGCAUGCAGUCCCUUCAGCUCCACAGAUUGUUGAUUUUCUCACUAAAGUGCCAUGAUGACUAAACAGUAAUCAGGAAUCUGUAACCUUGGUUGGUGUUGCUUUCCUAUGGACAGUGCUAGUAGUUUUUAACACUUAAGUGUUGGGAUGCUAUUUGAAAUUAUAGCCACAGGAGAUAUUUAAAAUAAAGCUUCCAGUAUUCAGCUGGCUAUCUGACCUGCUUCCUUAAAGCUUUUCCUCUCUAUUAGGACCUAAUUAAAGGCUAGGAACGAAUGUAGUAAUUAUGCUGGAGCGAAAUCUCUAAUUCCUGCAUUCAGAUAGCAUUCCAUUGUUCUGUUACUUUCCUAUGUUUUGUUGUGGCGAAGAGAGUAAAGCAAACGACUGUCUUCUAAUUUAUUUGCUGUUUUAGCUCCAGAUGCCAAAGGAGAAUCCAUUAGUCUAAGAGUACCUGAACCAGAGUUUAGGCAUCCAAGCUUUUUAAGCUUAGUGAGCGUUUAAACAUAGUGCAGGAGGUACGGCUCAACUAUUUGUCAAUCAUUACGGGAUCAAUGAGUCACAUAUUGUGUGAUGUCUGUGUAGUUAUGUAAGUGAUUCUUGAUUUUGAUCUGAAUAAAAGAACUGCCAUGGUUUCUGAGUGUU
Messenger RNA from Cyprinodon variegatus (sheepshead minnow), 2009 nucleotides. It is a transcript of the gene chp1, whose product is annotated as calcineurin-like EF-hand protein 1. The record is from RefSeq and is a predicted model, not a curated record. Bases 300 to 887 code for a protein of 195 amino acids. Gene Ontology annotation, molecular function: calcium ion binding. The transcript is spliced from 7 exons. Lineage: Eukaryota; Metazoa; Chordata; Actinopteri; Cyprinodontiformes; Cyprinodontidae.